AUGUAUUAUCUACUGACGCUUUGUGGUGGUGAUUUUUCUACAUUAGACGCGGUUCCUUCAUUGGAAGAUACAUGCGUUCGAUGGAUAACUAAAAAUCUGCACUACGUAAUCACAAGGUGUUCAGACUGCAGUGAGCCUAAGUAUGUUUGGCGUUUUCCUCAUCCCAACUGCCGAAUCGUGGCACGACCGGCUGAGAAAAUUCUCCUGAAAUUGUGCAAGAGGCAAAUUUUGCGGGACGAAUACCUUAGUCUUUUCUCUAUAAAGUACGUUGACUUGGUCUCGCCUGUACUACGUGACGUCUCUGUCAAUCCAUCCACAUUGCGUGUUCUGCGUGACUUUAAGCUUUACAAUUUGACUGCGACCAGUCUGAAGCAAACAAAUCUUAAUAGCCUCAUCAGUUGCUUGAGUGAGGCUUCGGCAGAUAACCUGGUGUCACUUAAUGUUUCGAAUACUACCAUUGAGGAGAAUAAGCUGCCUGUGAUCAUCUCUCUGGGGCGUCUUAAAAACCUCCAAGCCCUCAAUGUCAGCCGCACUAAAUUCACCACAGAGUGUCUACAAAACGCGGUCAAACUACUUCCCCGACUUCAAUACCUUAACAUUUCGCGGACAAAUAUUAAUAAUAUAACCUCUCUGUUGGAUCUGAGAGGCACUCUCAUGGGUCUCAUCAUGCACAAACUCAACCUGGACAGUAGGCAAGUACUCGAGCGCGUCCUGUUGACAGUGUUUGAACUGAGGGAGUUGCGAGUGCUUGAUGUCUCCUCAGCUUCGGAUAGGGACAAACCGCGUCUCCCCAUCGUCAGUCGCUUAUGUGCACCUGGGACCCUUCCGCAUCUGACUCACCUCGAUAUUUGUGGAAACCAGUUCAGUUUGAAACUCAGUGAUGUUAGGAACUUUAUCGUGAAUCACCCGAAUUUGGAGUUCCUCGGUCUCGCAGCAUGGCCCUCCCGCCAAAAUCACGAACUGGAGGGUAUCUACCAGCUUUCUUUGAAAUAUCCACACAUCACGAUGCUUGGUGACCGAGGCGAAACACCGCUUUUGAACACAUUGAUGAGGAACAAGGAUCGUCGAAUUUACCUUCAGAACGCAUUUCACAACAUUUUUGAAGAGACCAUCUCUCGAGAAUGGCUAAAUCCCGAUCUUCUGGCCGCCGUGUUGCGGGUGAUGAGACUGCACAUGAACAAGCAGGAUAUGAUUCUGGCGGGUACGGCCGUGGUCUACAACCUAACUCGAGGCGAGCAGUCAGCUCAUUUACCAUUAGAGCUGCUCAACCGAGCUGUCAGCAUCACUCUCAUGUCUAUUGAACACCACCAGGGACAGGUGCAGCUGUUAAAGAACUGCUUUCUUACUUUAUGCAGCGACAACGUCCUUCAUAGGGCUCAAUUCAGCUGCAAGCGCUGCUGCGAAUUAGUUUUCAAAAGUCUCAUAAAAUUCAACGAUAUCCACAUGAAACGCAUGGGCGUAGCGAUUAUUUCCAUCUUGGCUGCUGAAAUCCCUACCGCCGAUUUGCGCGAGAUCUCCUCCGACCACAAGCGUCUCCAGCAGCUGUUAAUGUACGUGGUGGAGAAGUGCCUCCUCCAACGCGAUGUGGACGCAUUGCUGGCCGAGUCGCACGACAAUAUGCUGGAUUACCUAGGCCACGCCGAGGUGGCUCUUGAGGGCUCGCCCGUCUACGACACCACCCUCCGCUUUACGCUCUCCGCUCUUUGGAACCUUACCGAUGAGUGUCCCGAGGCCUGCCAGGCCUUCGUUAAGGUUGGCGGUCUCCUUAUCUACGCAAAGGUUCUCAAGAAAAUGGCCAAUGAGGAGGAAGACUUUAAGAAUCACGUUUAUACCAAGUGCCUCGGCUUAUUGAAUAAUGUGGCUGAAGUAUCUUCUACUAAGAAUACUCUGCUCAUUGAACCGCUGAUGGACUUCUUCAAUAAAAUGCUAAGUCACUCAAGUAUUCAGAUCAGCUACUUCGCCGCAGGAAUUGUCUCUCAUCUCGCCUGUCUUCCUGAUGAUGUGUGGAUCUCUGCUCUGCAGUAUAACAAAGCUGAAUUCAUUCGAGUGUUGGGUGAGGCUGUGUGCAAAUGGACGCCACCGCAGAAUGAAAUGGUCGCCUAUCGUUCUUUCCAUCCCUUCCAAUCGCUCAUCCUUGACUCCAACAGUCGACUUGAGAUUCACCUCUGGGCUGUCUGGGCCAUUCACCACAUUCUCACUAAAAAAAAUACUCGCUACGUGCCCAUUCUCCGCGAAUGUCCCAACCUGCAGCGGUUUCUUCUCUUUGUGGUCUCCACCGACGUAGCAACACUGUGUGCUGCUCAGACCAGCUCCCACCCCUUACGCCAGAUCUUCGGCCUCAAUCUCGAGGCCGCUGAAGGCGGGGUGCUGAAGAGCGGUCCAGUCGUUGUGCCCGAAUCUUGGCGCUCUCUCUGUUCCUCACUCUACUUUAUACCGCCACAGCGUAAAGUGAGUAAUUACAAGUCGUCCUCUUCGCUAUACCACUCUCAUCAGUCGGCGUCUCUGGCCUUCGUUACCCCUGGCGACGCGUUGGCACGCCUGCCAGCGUUUGACGAGGGCCAGACCGGCCCGCCGAUGUCGGGCAGUCCCGUCGUAACAGGUAUGGAGCCAGUGGUGGCGGAGGAGGCGGUAUCGCUGGGUCCAUCGGAAUCUCAAAAGGCCUGUGCCCACCUCCUCCAACGCCUUGCAGUGGAAAUCAUCGAGGCUGCCAGAAGAUACGUGAACUCUUCUGGUCAACUGGUGAAAGGGAUACGCAGCUUUAUGGUUCUCGAUUUUGAAGCUACCUGCUUUGAACGUGGUCACAUUCAGCGCCAGGAAAUAAUCGAAUUCCCGGUAGUUCUGCUGGAGGGACAAAGCUUUCGUGAAAUCGACUGUUUCCAUCGAUAUGUGCGACCUGUCAUUCGUCCUCAACUCUCUGAUUUCUGCACCAGGUUAACCGGAAUAAUUCAGGACAUGGUGGAUUCUCAGCCGACAUUUUCCACCAUCAUGAAAAAAUUCGAGGAUUGGGUGGAUAGCCAUUUCCCAACUGAUAAGGAAAAGUCGACUUUUACCUUCGUUACUUGUGGAGACUGGGACUUGCGUUUCAUGUGA
This is a messenger RNA of Echinococcus granulosus, 3090 nucleotides long. RefSeq lists its product as hypothetical. Lineage: Eukaryota; Metazoa; Platyhelminthes; Cestoda; Cyclophyllidea; Taeniidae. Bases 1 to 3090 code for a protein of 1029 amino acids. Gene Ontology annotation, cellular component: Cul2-RING ubiquitin ligase complex. Gene Ontology annotation, molecular function: protein binding; nucleic acid binding; 3'-5'-RNA exonuclease activity. The transcript has 15 exons. The record is from RefSeq and is a predicted model, not a curated record.